AUGAAAGUUUACAUGUUUAUUUCAUGUCACAUAACUUCUUUAUUGGUUUUUUCUCUGUCGGUUCUUUUAUACGGCUGGGCUGUUUUGUAUUAUGAUGGUUAUUUACCACUGUUUCCGUCGUAUUUGUUCAACUCUCCUUCACCGCCGCCGGUGCGAAAGCAUGCGUCGUACGAAGUUUCGUAUUUCAUCGAACCCAUUGAUUUUCUGCAUGAUGCGAGGGUUUACGUUGGUAGAGAAUCAGCACUCGCAAGGCCUGUCCAUGACAGAGGCAGUGAAGCCGAAGCCUUGGCGACUCUUCACGCGGCGAACGGGUUUUGCAGGAAUGGUAAGUUUGAUAAAGCAGAGAAGCUUUAUGAACAUGCGCUGGCUCUCCAGCCGAAUCACCCGGAUAUCCUUACCGAAUACGGCAUUUUCGUCGAAAAUUACAGCGGCGACAUCGUCAAGGCGAAUUUCCUCUAUAGUCGAGCCCUGAUCUUUCGUCCGGAUCACUCUGUUGCUAAGGAAUAUAGUGCUAAAACCAAGCCAAUUGUCGCAGAAAUCGAUGCCGACAUGAUGCGAAUAUUGGACGAGAAGCGAGGCAUGUUCCUGCGUAUACCGCGUGGCAACUCGGCUCUGCGGCGUGCCAUGCGCGAGUCGUACAUUGCUCAUGUGUACCAUACUGUCGCCUUGGAGGGCAACACGAUGACGUUGAUGCAGACGCGGUCAAUUCUUGAAACGAAGUUGGCUAUAGCUGGUAAAAGCGUGAUGGAACAUAACGAGAUUUUGGGCUUGGAUUCCGCGCUACGCUUCAUCAACUCCUCAAUGACGAAUCGAAUCGGCGCAAUCACUAUCAACGACAUUUUGGAUAUUCAUAAGCGGGUACUCGGAUACGUGGAUCCGGUCGAGGCGGGGAGGUUUCGAACGACCGAGGUUUUCAUCGGAAAAUUUACUCCCACGGAGCCGCAGCUUGUGGAACAGGAAAUGAACGAAUUCAUUACAUGGAUCAAUUCAGAAUCCGCAGUCGAAAUUCACCCUGUUGAAAUGGCUGCCAUCGCUCAUUACAAGUUUGUCUCUAUUCAUCCGUUCAUCGACGGCAAUGGUAGAACGGCCCGUCUGCUCAUGAACUUCAUCUUGAUGCAAGCCGGCUUCCCACCUGUCACGAUCCGAUUGGAAGAUCGUCCUGAGUAUUAUGACAAGUUAAUUUUGGCGAAUGAAGGCGAUCUUCGUCCGUUUGUUCGUUUCAUUGCUAAAUGCACAGAGAGAACGUUGGAAGAAUAUCUUCGUUGCGUAACUGAACAUAAGCCUUCUACGGUCGAUACCAUUUCUUCCGUGGCACGUGAUUUACACCGCAUUCACUUCACGAAUAUUCCCGAUCGGUAGGG
Messenger RNA from Soboliphyme baturini, 1361 nucleotides. Lineage: Eukaryota; Metazoa; Nematoda; Enoplea; Dioctophymatida; Soboliphymatidae. The record is from the annotation of a GenBank genome assembly.